This is a messenger RNA of Empidonax traillii (willow flycatcher), 255 nucleotides long. Its product is annotated as low density lipoprotein receptor adapter protein 1-like. The record is from RefSeq and is a predicted model, not a curated record. Lineage: Eukaryota; Metazoa; Chordata; Aves; Passeriformes; Tyrannidae. The transcript is spliced from 2 exons. The annotation marks the transcript as partial.
GGCGGGGCCGGGCCGGGAGGCGCCGGGAUGGACGCGCUGAAGUCGGCGGGUCGUGCCCUGCUGCGGAGCCCCAGCGUCCACAAACCCUCCUGGGCCGGCGGCCGGCACAAGAAGCUCCCAGAGAACUGGACUGACACUCGCGAGACGCUGCUGGAGGGGAUGCUCUUCAGCCUCAAGUACAUGGGGAUGACACUGGUGGAGCAGCCCAAGGGAGAGGAGCUCUCUGCAGCUGCUGUCAAAAGGAUCGUGGCCACU